AUGGCCGGAGGCGUGCGGCGCUUCGAGAUUGGGCAGGAGGUCUGGUUCUGCAUCGGCGGCUCCACCGUGCGCGGCAUCGUUGAGGGCUACCGCAGCGAGACAGUCGCGUGCGUCAGCCUGAUCGGCGCCUUCAAGAUGUUUGACAUCCACUUCGAGGAUCUCAAGCCCGUCAUGGAUGACUGAGGCCGCAUUCUCUCCUCCUCACCGGGUCCCCACGUCACCUGAAUGUCGAUACCCAUCCCCGCGUCACGCACGUCGGCCAUGCGCCGGGCGUUCAUACGUCACUGCGCUCCGGAGCCUCUCUUUCAUACCUCCUCGUCCGCGUCGCUGCCGGCAGCUCGCGAUCAAGUCACGCACUGCUC
Molecule: messenger RNA, 362 nt
Organism: Tilletiopsis washingtonensis
Lineage: Eukaryota; Fungi; Basidiomycota; Exobasidiomycetes; Entylomatales
Exons: 6
Source: RefSeq, a predicted model, not a curated record